This is a messenger RNA of Vicia faba (fava bean), 1800 nucleotides long. NCBI's taxonomy places the organism in Eukaryota, Viridiplantae, Streptophyta, Magnoliopsida, Fabales, Fabaceae. The record is from the annotation of a GenBank genome assembly.
AUGUUUCAAUACUUUCAUGAGUUGUGUCAUAUGGGAAACAGGAGAUUGCUUUUUCUGUUGGCAGCACUUGGUGUUAAUUAUUUACUGUUUCAGUCAAUUUUGGUUCCAUAUGGAAAUGGAAGAGCUCCUUGGUCUUCUGAUUCUUCUGCUUUCAAUUCUAUUGAAGAUGAAGGAAUUCAGAACUAUGCAAAGAGUAGUUUAGUCUUUGAUGGUGUUUCUAAAAUUGGGGUAGAUAGGAAUGAUUUUCACGAUGUUGGUAAAAACAACAGCUUGGAGUUGGAUAAUGUAGGUUCAAUGAAAAGUUUUAUGGAGAUUUUGGCCAAGGAGAGUAAGGUGAAUUUUUCAGUGAAGCGAUUUUCGGAGACAAAAAGGGGGGUUUCUACAUUUUCUCAGUUGGUUAAAAGUACUAAUGUUGAUUCAAGAGAAUAUGAUAGAGUUGGUUUGGAUACCUCGCGGAUUACAACUUCGUCGGCUAAUUUGACUCAUCUUGAAGAUUCUCAGAAAAUUAAAUUGUUUGUCUCAGAUAAAAGUACUGCGGCGAAUGUUACUGUGAGGAAGCCGAAGUGCAAUAUGCCUCCUAAGUCAAGAAUGUUAAUACAGGAGAUGAACCAUUUGCUACAGCGCCGUCGCACUUCAUCUCGUGCAAUGAAACCAAGGUGGUCAUCCAAACUUGAUAUGGAAAUUCUCGCUGCAAGGUCGGAGAUUGAGCAUGCUCCUAUUGUAACACAUGACAAGGAGCUUUAUGCUCCUCUUUUUCGCAAUCAUUCUAUGUUCAAAAGGAGCUAUGAACUGAUGGAACGCACGCUCAAAGUGUAUAUAUAUAAGGAAGGGAAUAAACCUAUCUUUCAUCAACCUAUACUUAAGGGACUAUAUGCGUCGGAGGGUUGGUUUAUGAUGUUGAUGGAGGAAAAUAAGCAAUUUGUUGUGAAGGAUCCUGCAAAGGCUCACCUAUUCUAUAUGCCUUUUAGUUCACGUAUGUUAGAGUUCUCCAUUUAUGUACGUAACUCUCAUAAUCGGACAAAUCUCCGUCGGUAUUUGAAGGAUUAUACAGAUACAAUUUCAGCAAAAUAUCGUUACUUUAACCGAACUGGCGGUGCUGACCAUUUUCUUGUUGCUUGCCAUGAUUGGGCUCCGUACGAAACAAGGCAUCAUAUGGAAUACUGCAUAAAAGCCCUAUGCAAUUCUGAUGUAACUCAAGGCUUUAAAAUAGGAAGAGACGUUUCUCUUCCUGAAACCAUGGUCCGGUCGGUAAGAAAUCCUCAAAGAGAUAUAGGUGGAAAACCUCCUCAACAAAGAUCUAUUCUUGCCUUCUAUGCAGGAAACAUGCAUGGUUAUCUGCGCCCGAUAUUGCUAAAGCACUGGAAGGACAAAGACCCUGAUAUGAAGAUACUCGGCCCAAUGCCGCAUGGUGUUGCACACAAAAUGAGUUACAUCCAACACAUGAAGAGUAGCAAAUACUGCAUAUGCCCCAAGGGAUAUGAAGUCAACAGCCCUCGGGUGGUUGAAGCCAUAUUUUACGAGUGUGUACCUGUGAUCAUAUCUGACAACUUCGUGCCACCGUUUUUCGAGGUUUUAAAUUGGGACGCAUUCUCAUUAAUCCUCGCGGAGAAAGAUAUUCCAAACUUGAAACAGAUACUUCUUUCAGUGCCUGAAGAGAAGUAUCUUAAGUUACAACUUGGUGUUAGGAGAGUUCAGAAACAUUUUCUUUGGCAUACAAAACCUUUGAAGUAUGACCUGUUUCACAUGACACUUCACUCAAUUUGGUAUAAUAGAGUGUUUCAAAUAAAUGUGAGAAAAUAA